Molecule: messenger RNA, 2295 nt
Organism: Periophthalmus magnuspinnatus
Lineage: Eukaryota; Metazoa; Chordata; Actinopteri; Gobiiformes; Gobiidae
Gene: mep1bb
Product: meprin A subunit beta b
Exons: 14
Coding region: 63-2210 (715 amino acids)
Biological process (GO): proteolysis
Cellular component (GO): membrane
Molecular function (GO): zinc ion binding; metalloendopeptidase activity; protein binding
Source: RefSeq, a predicted model, not a curated record
UUCACUGAGAAGAAAUUAGGCUCCAGAGACUAGUGCUUUUCUUUAAGAGGGAAUUUGGGGCAAUGGCAGAGGGGAGAGCUGCCUGUGUUUUUGUUGUGUGCUACUUUUGUGCCGUUGUCGUUAGCCUGCCUACUCCAAUCAUUGAGGAUUACGAUGUGGACGGAGGACGAGACCUUGACAUUUUUGACAUAAAUGAAGAGGCUGGCUUGAAUCUGCACGAAGGAGACAUUGUACUGGACGAGAAACAAGCCAAGAAUUCCAUAAUAGGAGAACAGUACAGAUGGCCCAGGACGAUCCCUUACUAUAUGGAAGAUGACUUGGAAAUCAAUGCGAAAGGUGUUAUCUUGAAGGCUUUUGAACAAUACCGCCUUAAGACCUGCAUUGAUUUUCAGCCUUGGAGUGGAGAACAGAACUACAUCUCCAUCUUUAAAGGCAGCGGUUGUUUUUCUUCGGUUGGUAAUCGACGUGUGGGAAAGCAAGUGCUGUCCAUAGGAGCCAAUUGCGACCGUAUUGCCACCAUAGAGCACGAGUUCCUCCACGCUCUGGGAUUCUGGCACGAGCAGUCCAGAUCUGACCGCGACGACUACGUCCAGAUCAUGUGGGACCGGAUCACUGAAGGCAAAGGCCACAAUUUCAACACUUACAAUGACACGACCUCGAGCUCCCUGGGCGUCGCCUAUGACUACGGCUCCAUGAUGCACUAUAGUAAGACCGCCUUCAAAAAUGGCAGCGAGCCCACCAUCGUGACCAAGAUCCCGGCCUUCAGCGACGUGAUUGGACAGCGUAUGGAGUUUAGCGACAGCGACCUGCUCAAGCUCAGCCGCCUCUACAACUGCACCAAGGCGUCGACAUUCCUGGACUCGUGUGACUUUGAACGUGAGAACAUCUGUGGCAUGAUCCAAGGAGCAGGAGAUACAGCUGACUGGAGAAGAGUGUCCUCUGCUGCAGGCGGGCCCACCACCGACUACUCCAACCUGGGCAAAUGUGCAGGUUCUGGCUAUUUCAUGCACUUUGACACGGCGUCCGCUAAGCUCGGAGACACGGCUUUACUGGAGAGCCGGCUCCUCUACCCAAAACGAGGCUUCCAGUGUCUGCAGUUCUUUUACUACAACAGCGCCGGGGCCAAGGACGCACUCAAGAUCUACGUCAGAGAGUAUGACGGAGUCAACCCCAACGGAACGCUUCGUUUAAUCUCCACAAUACACGGUGCACCACAGGAUCUUUGGCAGCUGCACCAUGUGAGCUUAGACGUCAAGACCAAAUUCCGAGUGGUUUUCCAAGGCUCCAAAGAAGGUCUGGAGACUACGCCAGGCGGAAUGUCGCUGGAUGACAUAAACCUGUCCGAGACCACCUGCCCCGAGUUCAUUUGGCGGGUCAAGAACUUCAGUCACGUCAUGGACAGCACGCCAGAAAAUGUGCCAAUCUACAGUCCCCCGUUCACUUCCAAGGAGGGAUACUCUUUCCAGAUGAAGUUGUAUCCCAGCGGUAAAACGGACUACGCGGGGCAGCUGUCGGCAUAUGCCAGCCUGGUGGCGCUGGAGGGGGAGACGGGGCAAAAGUGGCCGUGUCCAUGGAAACAGAUCACCAUGAUGCUUAUGGACCAGCACCCGCACAUUCAGAAGAGGAUGUCCAACCAGAGGAGCGUCACCACAGAUCCCACCAAAACCUCACCUUCGGGGGCGUUGUUCUGGGACGACCCUCGCAAAGUGGGGGUGGAGGUGACGGAGCCUGAUGGGACUAAGUACUUCAGAGGGCCGGGCUCGGGGACCGCGGUGUAUCUGACCCACCUCCGCGCCAAGAGCAGAGACUUCAUCAAAGGAGGAGACGCCAUCUUCCUCCUCACUAUGGAAGACGUGUCCCACUUGACCGUGUCCCAGCCCAUUCCAAUCACCACCACGACGACCGCCGCACCCAGCCCCACCACACCCCUCCACUGCGGCAACCUGGAGUGUCAGAACCAAGGAGUCUGCGUCAUGGUGAAAGAAAAGGCCGAAUGCAGGUGUGCGGUGGGCGAUGACUGGUGGUACUAUGGGCCCAGCUGUCAGUACAGAGGCACGCAGCAGGAGAAGACCACCCUGGCCCUGGCCUCGUCUCUGGGUGUGCUCGGGGCCAUGCUGGUCAUCACCGUGGUCAGUGUGAUCUGUGUCAAGAAGAAGUACAAGAAGCGCAGAGACGACGGUGUGGUCAUGUCCAACGUGAAUGCCAGAUAAAAGGACGUGAGUGGACUUCAGAGGUGACUGAGGAAUGAUCAUGUUCAAGUGUACUGCAUUAGGGCGCCCUCUUGUGGUGGUUUGG